Molecule: messenger RNA, 1080 nt
Organism: Topomyia yanbarensis
Lineage: Eukaryota; Metazoa; Arthropoda; Insecta; Diptera; Culicidae
Product: zinc finger protein 26-like
Exons: 2
Coding region: 81-1031 (316 amino acids)
Biological process (GO): regulation of transcription by RNA polymerase II
Cellular component (GO): nucleus
Molecular function (GO): RNA polymerase II transcription regulatory region sequence-specific DNA binding; DNA-binding transcription factor activity, RNA polymerase II-specific
Source: RefSeq, a predicted model, not a curated record
CAUCCAUGGGUUUGUUUUGAAAAGUUUCGUUAUUUAAACAAAAAAAUAUUCACCAAACAUCAAAGAAAAGUAGUUUUAUAAUGGAACCAGGAAACUCGAAACAAAAUAAUUCCAUUAAGACUAAUAAUUCUGUAUUCUUAGAUACAAUUGAAAUGCAUCCCACAACUGCGUCUGUUGUACCACCAACGCAUUUAUCAAAGUCUGAUCCUGGUUGGAUUGAUUUAGGAUUAGGUUAUCAGAUCCGCAUACCGGCCAUAGCCGAAGAAGGCAAUACUUCUGAACAGGUUCAACUUGAGGAUGUAUGCGUUAAACCACAACCAGCCAAACCACCAGAAGUGGAAUCAUCGAUUUUCUACUUUGUGGAAACACGUAAUCUGGACGAGCCAAGUUGUGUUGAUUUGAAAAUCAAACUACAGCCGGACGCCGUAACCAAGAAACAGGUGGAGUCGCUGGAGGAUUUCAUUCACAAGUGCAACUUUUGUGUCAGUCGUUUCUCGAUAAUGGAGCAACUUAGGAGACAUUUGUUGCGCCAUGCAAAGAUUGAGUGCAGUCAAUGUAGCGAAAAGUUCCACAAUUCUUUCGAGCGAGACUGGCAUUUGAGGCGAUUCCAUGGGGAAGAUGCAGCAUUUGAUAAAGUUAUCGGAAUUCAUCACUUCUGCCGGUGCUGUCAACUUAGCUUCCCCACGAAACAAGAAAUAUGCACGCACCUGCAAAAGUGCCACCAGGUUUACGUCGAACAGGAACUGCAAAAACAGUUCGAAAGUUCGGAAAACGUUCUUCACUACUCUAGUGUUGCCGUCCACUAUCAAGACACAGAUUCAAUUCGUUGUGUGUACUGCAACCAGAUUUUCAAAACUUCCGACACACUGGCAGAACAUUUCCGAACCAAGCACAUGAGCACUCCGUCCGAGUGCAACUACUGUCCGGAAACGUUCAGCGCAUUAGCUCUGCUGAGGAGACAUAAGAAAGAGGUUCAUGGAGUGGUGUCGAACGCGAACCACAAACCGACACGAUGCAAACCGCCCUACUGAGAAAGAUUGUGUGUGCGUUAAAAUUGUAAAAAUAUACUUGACUCAUUAU